Molecule: messenger RNA, 390 nt
Organism: Scheffersomyces stipitis CBS 6054
Lineage: Eukaryota; Fungi; Ascomycota; Pichiomycetes; Serinales; Debaryomycetaceae
Gene: TRX4
Product: thioredoxin family protein
Exons: 1
Coding region: 1-390 (129 amino acids)
Molecular function (GO): protein-disulfide reductase activity
Source: RefSeq, a predicted model, not a curated record
AUGCCUUAUACUCCCGACUCUAACGUCAAGCAUUUAACCAGCUUGGAAGAAUUAAACGACUUGAUUUCCAUUAGAGACAAGCUUACGGUAGUCGAUUUCCAUGCUCCUUGGUGUGGUCCCUGCAGAGCCUUUGAACCUGUGUUUGAAGAGAUAGCUGAAAAAGUCCCAGAAAUUCAAUUCGCUAAGGUCAACAUCGAAGUCGCCAAGGACAUUGCCUUGAGAUACAAGGUUGCCUCUUUACCCACAUUUAUCUACUUCAAGAAUGGCAAGAAGGUAGACAUCCUGGUUGGAGUUGGAGGUAAUAGAUUGUUCCAUUUGAUCAAGUUGAACACAGGGUUAGAUAUUAGUACCAGAAUUGUCAAGAAAAUGGACAGAAACCAGAUUGAAUGA